CUUAAUAAAGCUGCUGGAUACAAUCCCGGGGCACAAUGUGUGGAUCAUAUUCAUCUGACAGACCUGCUCUCUGCUCAACUUGUGUGCUCACACUGCCUGCUGCUUUCCUGUAAGUACUACAGGUCACUGUCGUGUUCAUUUUAAUUUUCAGAUCUGAUGAAAGGCAUAGAUGUCUCUGCUGGGUGAAAAGCUCACCAGGACUUAUGAAUGAAAACACGUCACACACAACAGGACCAGAAAACGGCAGAACAUGUUAUGCCAUUCGGAGGUUCCUGUCCUGGUGUAACUGUCAGAGCAUAAUGGUGGCUUUUAAAGGGAUCUGGACCAAGGACUUCUGGAGGGCUGUGUCUGGAGAAUACCUGGCCACUCUCAUCUUUGUCCUUCUCGGUCUGGGCUCCACCAUCAACUGGGCUGCAGGGGAGGAGAAGCCUCCCCCAGCUGACCUAGUCCUCAUCUCCCUGUGCUUUGGCCUGAGCAUUGCCACUAUGGUGCAAUGUUUUGGACACAUUAGCGGUGGACACAUUAACCCAGUGGUCACUGCAGCAAUGGUGGUGACUAGAAAGCUGAGCUUGGCAAAGGCAUUGUUCUAUGUGGUGGCUCAGUGCCUGGGAGCUAUUACAGGAGCUGGGAUCCUCUACCUUGUCACACCUGCUGCUGUGAGAGGGUCCUUCGGCGUGACUACCGUGAACUCCAACCUCUCAGUAGGACACGGCCUUCUUGUGGAGCUCCUUAUCACAUUUGAACUGGUCUUCACUGUCUUCGCCACCUGUGAUCCCAAACGCACAGACCUAGGAGGCUCUGCUGGCCUUGCCAUCGGCUUUGCUGUAGCUAUUGGUCACUUAUUUGCAAUCCCUUACACAGGAGCAAGCAUGAACCCUGCUCGAUCCUUCGGGCCUGCAGUGGUCACACUGAACUUUGUGGAUCACUGGGUGUACUGGGUGGGACCCAUUCUGGGUGGCAUCCUGGCUGCUGGACUAUAUGAGUACCUGUUCUGCCCGGACCCUGAGAUAAAGAAGAGCCUGAAGCAGGUUUUUGAGAAGGAUGCAUCAGGAAAAUACAGGGAGGUGGAGACAGAGGACAUUGCCAUAAAGCCAGGCUCCAUCCACACCAUCUCUGAUGAGGGGAAAAUUGAAAAAAAAGAUCCUUUCCAGGACUCAACAGGGGAAGUGCUGUCUUCAGUAUGACUAUCACGUGCACUGGAAAUGGAGACCAAUCUGUAGAGCAGAAUGACAGUCAAACUUUGGAGUAUCAAUCUUGAGCCUGUCCCCCUCCAAAGACAGAAUAAUUUUCUGCCCAUGAGGCAUCACAGCGAUGCUGAAUUACUCUCAUUGUCAUAAAGAUAAUAUGAUGCUAUGGCUCAAUCCCACAAAUAUCUACAACCUGUUCAAUACUUCUCCUGAGGCUGUCCUUGAACGAUUUAGUAGCGGCGUUGGCAUGUGGUACGUAUUGGAUGCUUCUGACAGCCGGCUAUACAUCGUGUUAAGGAAGUAUAUGUCGGGUCAGCCAAUUAUGUGAAGUCAUCACGCUGAAUUGGAGGACUGAAGAAGAAAAUGCAGCCUUGUUAUUUUUGGAUUAGUGUCAUAUUUGGUCCAUGUAUUGUAUAUGUAAUAACAGGAGAGAUUUUCCUUGUGAUCAUUAAACACAUUACAGGUCCAAAGCAAUCUAAGACAGCUCUGACAAGCUUUAUUAUCAGAGUAGUGUUACAGUGCUCUCUAUUUUCAGUGCAUUAAUCGGGGAAACAAUCAGCUCAUCUUUAUGGAAGCGCAGUUUCUGUGCUUAGUGUCUAGUGUUACAUGAUGAUUUAGAUUUUUAUUUUAUUUUAUUUUUUAUUGUAAAAUCAUGAUAGCUUUUUAUGCUGUAGAUUUAGAUUUGGUUCUUGUAAUACAUUUUGUAUUUCUCUGUAUGAUUUGCUGCAUUUCAUACUUAAGUAUUUAACUUAUUGAUGAGACAUUUCGCUGCUCUGUCUUUAUGAUUUUGUGUUCAAACAUUGCUCGGUUCUUGUUUUACGCUCACAAAUUGCAAGUGCUAAGAGAUGUAAAAGAUGACUUUGUAAUAAUAAAGAGACUU
Messenger RNA from Larimichthys crocea (large yellow croaker), 2067 nucleotides. RefSeq names its product aquaporin-4. Lineage: Eukaryota; Metazoa; Chordata; Actinopteri; Sciaenidae. The transcript is spliced from 5 exons. The coding region runs from base 204 to 1184 and encodes 326 amino acids. The record is from RefSeq and is a predicted model, not a curated record. Gene Ontology annotation, biological process: water transport; transmembrane transport. Gene Ontology annotation, cellular component: basolateral plasma membrane; plasma membrane. Gene Ontology annotation, molecular function: water channel activity.